UGGGAGUAUUAUUUAUAAAUAACUGUGGUUAUUUUGCAAACUAUAGAAGCCAUCAAAAUGAAAUAUUGCAAGAUCUAUAUCAGUUUGUUGCUACUAGGAGUGUGCCAUUUAUCAAUUGGUAUGGAACAAGACUUAAAAGAUUUAGUAAACUUUUUGCAAAAUUGUACGGGCGGCAAUGCUCUGGUAGAGGAUCUCUUGUCACAUAAUCCUGGAAACCCCAGAUCUCCCAAAGACCCCAAAGAUUUAGAAUACUUUUUGUACAAGGAUAAGGGUGGCAAUAUUCAACGAGAGUACCUAAUACCAUAUACUCCUGUAAAAGUCAGAUCUUCCCCAUCCGAUGUAACAUAUAUAUUCUUCAGUAAGGCCAACCCUAUCGAUGGCGUAGAGGUUAACAUUAACAAUAUCGAGAAAUUGGCCAGGACAUCAUUUAGAUCGUGGCGAGAAACUAUUUUUGUCAUCCAUGGUUGGUUGGGAAGCCGUGAAGCAGAUGUUAACUCAUAUAUCAGAAGAAAUUUAUUAAGGUAUCAUAAUGUCAAUAUCUUUGUUGUCGAUUGGAGUCCAAUUGCUGGAGAUCUUUAUGUUUUUGCACAGAGUCAAGUGAGAAAGGUUGGAGAGUAUGUAGCAGAUUUCGUUAGAUCCCUGAUUAAUGUAUACAGUUUACAACUUGAUAGGUUGACACUUGUUGGUCAUUCCCUUGGAGCUCAUAUCUGUGGGAAUGCUGGAGCUGCUCUGAAUGGCCAGGUCGAGACAAUUGUUGGUUUUGAUCCGGCUGGUCCUUUAUUCAUAGCGUCCUACAAAGACAACCGUAUAGACAAAGACGACGCAAUAAACGUCCAAAUCAUCCACACCAAUGGAGGAAGGCUACUAAAGCUGGGAUAUUAUGACCCAUGUGGAGAUUCUGAUUUUUAUCCUAAUGGAGGACGAACGCAACGAGGUUGUGAAUGUGACCUAACAGGAAUUUGUUCUCACUCUCGGUCAUACGAACUAUACGCUGAAUCACUUACUACUGGAGCUUUUGUUGCUCAAAGAUGCGACAGCUAUUCAGAUUACGAAGACGGUAAAUGUUACGGACCAAAAGUCAGCAUGGGAAUGUUCCCAAUUGAUAAAAAUGCUUCUGGUACCUACUACCUUAAUACCAACAGUCAGUCCCCAUAUGCUCGAGGUUAAAUGUGUUUAUUUUAAUAAAGAAUUAGGUAUGUUAUCAAUAAAGCUUAUAGUAAA
Molecule: messenger RNA, 1221 nt
Organism: Diabrotica virgifera virgifera (western corn rootworm)
Lineage: Eukaryota; Metazoa; Arthropoda; Insecta; Coleoptera; Chrysomelidae
Product: pancreatic lipase-related protein 2-like
Exons: 5
Coding region: 58-1167 (369 amino acids)
Biological process (GO): lipid metabolic process
Molecular function (GO): lipase activity
Source: RefSeq, a predicted model, not a curated record